GCGUGUGUGUGGGCUGUUCCGCGGCGCGUCGCUGCUGAAGCGAUUGACUGUCGCUCAGUUUGUAUUCAUAUUCAUCCGCAGCGGACUGAACUCAACACUCCCACAUUUAUUGACGCGUCUCAGCAUUACAGCCUUUAAAUAUUAAUACAGAUCAACCAGCACGAGCUGAAAGUUAGUUUCUCGGCGGCGGAACCCGGAGCUGGAGCUCGGGAAUAUCACAUUUCAGCUCGAGCAAAAUAUUCGGGGCUGGAACUGAUGCGGGAGAUUUUUGACUCUUACUGUAACUAAAGACGCUUCAUAAACGCCACAGAUCCAACAGAAGACAGCGAAAUGGGGGAGCAGCCGAUCUUCACCACCAGAGCUCAUGUCUUCCAGAUCGAUCCCAGCACUAAGAAGAACUGGGUUCCCGCCAGUAAACAGGCCGUUACCGUCUCGUACUUCUAUGACAGCACACGCAACAGCUACCGCAUCAUCAGCGUGGACGGGUCAAAGGUGAUCAUCAACAGCACAAUCACCCCCAAUAUGAACUUCACUAAAACAUCGCAGAAGUUUGGCCAGUGGGCCGACAGUCGCGCAAACACAGUGUUUGGACUCGGCUUCGCCUCAGAACAACAGCUGUCAAAGUUCGCUGAGAAGUUCCAGGAAGUCAAAGAAGCUGCUAAACUGGCCAGAGAAAAAUCUCAGGAGAAGAUGGAGACAUCCAGUGAUCAGUCGCAGGAAUCUGGCCGUGAAACUCCAUCAGGCAAUCAAGCGUCCAGCCUCAAUGGAACAGAUGAUGAGAAGAUCUCACACGUGCCGGACGACACAGCGCUGAAGAGUGAGAACGACCGGCUGAAGUCUGUGGUGGAGCAGAGUAAGAAGCUGGAGACGGAGCUGCAGGCGCUGAAGGACAGCAACGCUCGGCUGACGGACACGCUGCAGGAGGCCAACAGCAAUGCCGAGGGCUGGAAGAGUAAAGUGAUGCAGAGCCAGGGCGAGAACAACCAGCUGAGGAACAAGAUCUCAGAGCUAGAGGAUCAGUGUAAGGAGGUGAAUCUGGAGAGAGAGAGAAACGCUCAGCUGAGUCUCAGAAUUCAAGAGCUGGAAUCAGAGCUGCAGGAAAAAGAACAGGAGCUCGAGGACCUGCGCAAACAGGCAGAAACCAUCCCGCAGCUCAUAUCCAAAUGUGAAAGCAUCGCAGGGAAACUACAGGCUGCAGAAACGGCCAACAGAGACCUGAGUGAGAAGAUGACGCUCCUGCAAAGCGAUAUCGAUGACAGUCAGCAGAAACAGAAGAACAUGAAGAGUGAACUCAAGAAGUUCAUGGAUGUUCUGGAUGGGAAGAUUGAUGAGCUCCAUGAAGUUCGUCAGGGAAUUUCUAAACUGGGCGUCGAUAAUUGAACACACACACACACACACUUUCUCUCUCUCUCUGUUUGCUCACUCCUCCUGUCGCAUGUGUGUUUGUGAUCUUCUGACUGCUGGUUAAGGGCUACUGAUGGUCAGUGAGGAGCCCCUCUCUCUCUCUUUCUCUCUGACACACACACACACACACACACAUGGACUGAAGACUGAAUUUAACCGCUGCAGAUCUCAGGGCCCAUUGGAAUUGAUGAUAUGCACAAACACACAUGAACUGCAGAAUCACUAAGUGCCUGAAGGUGGCGCGCUCUCUCUCCGCCUGCCCUCAUAAACUCAUCUGAUGUUGGAAUGAGAAAUGUUCUGUUAGACGGAAGGCGUUGAGUGGCUCCUCAUGCAAUACCCGCCUCAGGCAGCAGGACACACUUCUCUUCUUCUGCUUCUGUUGAUUUGUUUGUGUUUUUAAAAAGUUUUCGAGAUGCAGUUACUUUCAGAUUAUUCUUAUUCUGAGAAUAUAAAUAUGAGCCAAAUAUCUGCUGUGAUGAAGGCAGUGUUCUUGUUCGGUGCAGAUGUGUGUGUCGUGCUCAGCAGUGUUUGUGAUGUGCUCUUCCACUCCGUGUGUGUGUGUGUGUGUGUGUGUGACAUUCGGGUGAUGUGAUAAUUUACACAUGCUUUUUUUUGAAUAAUUUGCCUUUCCUGAGUCUGUGAUCGGAGCGCUUGAGCUUCCAAACUCUCUCCUCAGUUCCUUUCAGUUGUUGUUUUUUUUCUUGACACUGUUUGAAUGUCGUGGCUGGUGUAUUAUAGAGCGUUUAAUGUGGGCGAGUGUCUUUAACACCCUCUAAAACACACACACCUUACUGGAAACUUGAGCCUUUUUCCCCUCAUUCUGGAAAAAAAAUACUUUUGUUGAUAAAAAUUGUAAAAUAAAUAAUUGUGGAAAUCUAGUUUAUGAAG
This is a messenger RNA of Cyprinus carpio (common carp), 2292 nucleotides long. Its product is annotated as homer protein homolog 2-like. Gene Ontology annotation, molecular function: G protein-coupled glutamate receptor binding. The record is from RefSeq and is a predicted model, not a curated record. Gene Ontology annotation, cellular component: postsynaptic density; dendrite; plasma membrane. NCBI's taxonomy places the organism in Eukaryota, Metazoa, Chordata, Actinopteri, Cypriniformes, Cyprinidae. Gene Ontology annotation, biological process: G protein-coupled glutamate receptor signaling pathway; regulation of store-operated calcium entry.